Molecule: messenger RNA, 1674 nt
Organism: Colletotrichum higginsianum IMI 349063
Lineage: Eukaryota; Fungi; Ascomycota; Sordariomycetes; Glomerellales; Glomerellaceae
Product: Benzoate 4-monooxygenase cytochrome P450
Exons: 7
Coding region: 1-1674 (557 amino acids)
Molecular function (GO): oxidoreductase activity, acting on paired donors, with incorporation or reduction of molecular oxygen; iron ion binding; monooxygenase activity
Source: RefSeq, a predicted model, not a curated record
AUGCCAAACUUUAGCAAUCUCCAACUUGUUCAAGCCCACUCGGCCUUCUUUAUAGCGGGUAUCAAUCUCCAUGUCUUCGUUUUUCGUAAGGGAGAAUGGAACACUUUCACCACUACUCUGAUCAGUGGCUUCACUCUCGGGAUCGCCUUACUCGCAGUCGCCCUAACCCAGUUCGCACCCGGGUUUUUCGAAAGCAACAUCGCCGCCCUUGGAUUGGCCGCUUCGCUUACAGCUUCUCUUAUCAUCGGGAUUUACAGCAGCCUACUGGUGUAUCGCGCGGCAUUCCACAGGCUGAACAACUUCAAGGGCCCCUUUGCGGCAAGACUGUCGAACCUAUGGAUCACCUCCAAGGCGGUCAAGAAGUUGCAGUUGCAUCUGGAAGUUCAAGAACUCCACAAACAAUACGGCGACAUUGUGAGAAUCGGUCCAACUGAGUUGUCUAUCAACAACCCAAAGGCAAUUCCGGCAAUCCACUCAGCCCGCUCCCCCUCCAGGAAAGGCCCCUGGUACUCGGUCUUGGUAAACCCUAUGCUCGCUCUGAAUGUCAUCCGAGACAAGCACGAGCACACUGUGCGACGGAAGACUUGGGAGAAAGGGUUCGGCUCCAAAGCCUUGAAGGACUACGAGUACCGUGUAGCAAACUACGCCAAUCAACUCCUGUCGCAGAUUGAAACGCACAAGGGGACGCCCUUCAACAUGACAGAUUGGUCCAACUUUUUCAGCUUUGACGUCAUGGGCGACCUGGCUUUCGGCAAGUCUUUCCGGAUGCUGGAGAACGGCAUCAAACAUCACUUCAUGACCGAUUUGCACAAGAACAUGGAAUCUGUUGGGAUGUUUAGUCACAUGAUUUGGCUCUUUCCUCUCUUCAAAAACACGCCAAUCAUCAAUGCCGGCCAGAAACGGUUCUGGCACUUUGUCAAGUCACAGGUGGACGAGAGGAUCAAGAACACUCCAGACCGCUCAGACGUGUUCUCGUGGUUGUUGGAGGACUUCAAUGCAAUCAAGAACCCAUCUUGGCAAGACCGCAUGAACCUUUACGGAGAUGCGUAUCUGAUUAUUAUUGCUGGGAGUGACACCACUUCUGCCACCCUUACGUGUCUCAUUUUCGAACUUGCCCAGCACAAGGAGCAUGCACAGCGACUGAGAGAGGAGAUUGACGACUACUUUGCGCAUAACGAAAACCCCGAACACCUCUCGCUGUCGAAGCUUCAGUUUUUACAGGCAUGCAUUGACGAGACCUUGAGGCUCCACCCUACCGUCCCAUCGGGUCUCCAACGGAUGACGCCGCCCGAAGGUAUGGAGAUCGACGGGACGUUCAUCCCGGGCGACACCAUCGUCCAGGUGCCUAACCACACAAUGUUCAGAGAUGAGCGCAUUUUUCCGCAGCCUGACGAGUUCAUUCCUGAGCGUUGGACCACGCGGCCCGAGCUGUCCAGGAAUCCUGAGGCUUUCGUCCCCUUCAACACAGGGAAACACUCGUGUGUUGGGAAGCAGCUUGGGCUCAUGGAGCUCCGCUACGUUGCCAGCCAAAUCGUCUCCCGGUAUGACAUUGAGCUCGCUCCCGGCCAGACGCGCAAGGCGUUUGUCGAGCACCAAAAGGAUGGGUUUACGCUGUCGUUGCCGCCGUGCCAAGUGGUUUUCAAGCCGAGGGCCGACAAGAGAGGGGUUGCUUAG